CUCACAUUCCCAAACAAUCUCAACAUUCUCUCUCUAAAAUCGUAAUUUAGCAAACUCCAUAGCAUCCCAAUCUCUCUCUCUAAAAUCACAAUUUCGCGAACUCCAUAACAUUCCAGUCUCUCUCUCCAAAAUCCUAUCUUCACGACCACCGUAACAUCCUAAUUUCGUGAACACCACAAUAUAUACGAUAUGCAGCUGGUAUGGAAGAAGAGCGGGAAGCGGCGCCGCCCACUUGAGCCCUGCCCCUCGGACCUCCCUUUCCGCAAAAACGAAGAAGAAGAAGAGCGGCCCCCCUCUCUCUCCUCUUCUUCUUCCUCACCUGUUUGCAGAGACACAGAUGAUGAUCAUCUACGCAUCGCCAACUUUUACCAGUCCCAAGGAGAUAAGCUCGCUGAGAUUGGUAGGUAUCGUGAGGCACUUGGAAAGUGGGAGUCAUCCCUCACUAUUAUGCCAGAAAGGGCAGUGCUACAUGAGCAAAAAGCGCAGGUCUUACUUGAGCUUGGAGAGGCAUGGAAAGCUUUGAGAGCAGCAACCCGUGCUACAGAACUGGAGCCGUCAUGGGCAGAGGCGUGGAUUACCCUUGGAAGAGCUCAGCUGAAUUUUGGAGAGCCGGAAGCCUCUCUCAAAAGUUUUGACAGGGCUUUAGAAAUCAAGCCUGACUCUGAGGAGGUGAAGAAUGAUAUAGACACUGCGGUGCAGCUUAUAAGGAAACGGAAGCGGCUCCAGACAUCUGGAAUGAAUGUAGGAGAAGGCCGGUAUACAGUUAGAGAUAAGACUGAUAUCCCAGGAUCAUAUUGUCAAGGUUGAGAGAGAUUUCUUUUUUGCAAAAGUUUUUAGGCAUUCAAAAGUAUACUAUUAAUUAGAUAGAUGUUUUUUCGGUCCCUUGGAUCUUGACAUCUUCGAUAGCUGAAUUCUGUUGUGGAAUACUAACUGUAAAUAUGUUUAAUCUAAAGCUGGUUUACAUCCUUCCUUUUACCC
This is a messenger RNA of Amborella trichopoda, 978 nucleotides long. RefSeq names its product Tetratricopeptide repeat (TPR)-like superfamily protein. Gene Ontology annotation, molecular function: protein binding. The record is from RefSeq and is a predicted model, not a curated record. Lineage: Eukaryota; Viridiplantae; Streptophyta; Magnoliopsida; Amborellales; Amborellaceae.